This is a messenger RNA of Cherax quadricarinatus, 2536 nucleotides long. The record is from RefSeq and is a predicted model, not a curated record. Lineage: Eukaryota; Metazoa; Arthropoda; Malacostraca; Decapoda; Parastacidae.
AUCAACGAAGGCAGAAGCCAACUUACACAUCUGAAGUUGACCAUUUAUUUGAAUAAUUCUGGCAAAAAGCGCAGCCUCUCAGAGAGCAUGAAAGCUAUGGCUAGAGUGUGGCACUCUCUUGAUCAGGCACGAGGAAGAGGAAAACAACAUGAGGCUUGUCAGAUGUCUACAAAGAAGCUCACUCGUUUUAGAAUCUCACCAGCACUUCCACAUAAGAGAGAUAUUCUCUCAAGAACUCCUCAGCAGCCCAGUAACCUUCUGGAUGUUCUUGUAUCAGGAGGUACUGAAAGGAGUCAGAGGAAUUGUAUACGAAAAAUGGAAAAGUCACAGUCAUCACGGGAAUGUUACCAUGCACUCCAGUUUGAAAGCGAAGAUGAAGAUGGUUCAGACGCUCAUACCGCACCACUGGUCAUGAUGGAUAUAACUAAUAUGACUUCAGGUUCAUCUAUGAUUCAAGCUUCAUCUCAAGAAUGGCACAAGCCACAUCUUCAACCAGUUAAGAAGAGUCUUUUACCCUUGCUUAAAACAUGUUCAGGAAUUCAGAGACUACCUUAUCUUAGAAAUAUGCAAUCUGAGAAUAACACAUGCACUCCUCCACAUAGCAACCAAGAAAACGAGAGUUUAGCAAGAACUAAGAAGAGUUUAAUUAAAGCUGCUUUUGAAGGCAGUCAUUCAAAGAGCUCUCAGAUAAAUUCAUUGACAUUAAAAUCUACUGUUGAUUGUUUCAAGAGUAGUAAUUCUCAGCAAGUAUUAAAUUCAACCUCUAAAACUAUGAGUGAAUUAAAGGACAAUAAUGUGCAGUGGCAUGAAAAAGGAUCCUCAAAAAAAGUGACUUUUGCUGAAGAGCAGAUGCCUGUAAGAAAAGGGCUCAGGAGAAAGAGUGCUAGCGCAUUGUGUAUUCGAACACCCACACACAAAAAUGUUGGCAGAAAUUCAAAAGUUAAGAGGGCUUCAAAAUUACCCAUAUCCAAAAGGCUGCAAUUCAUUGACAGACCGGUACAAGAAACACAUAGCACACAUGCUAAACAGACAGUGUCUAAACCUACAGAGACUGGGGCAUCUCUGAAUGCAACUUUACCACGAAUUAUUGUAACUUCACCACAUGAAGUACGGGUAAUUCAGAACCAAGAUAUGAAAAAUAAUUGCAGUACUUGUCAGGUUGAUAAAUGUGAUGCAGCAGUCAACACAAAAAUCAGUUUUGCCUGUGGCUCAAGUCCUGAUGAGCAACUUAUAGCUAAAAUAGAAAAUCUGAAUAAGGAACAAGAGGAAAUAACUACAAAGGCAAAUCUGCUAUUGGAGCAAACUCGUGAAAGACGUCAACAAAUGAAGGAAUCGGGUAUAAUGACUCGUUUUGCCACUUCCAUAUCUCCUUUGAAAAGACUGCAAAAGUUGUUACAGGAUAUAGAUCAUUUUGUGGAAGAGAGAGAUUCGCCCACCUUAAGGAUAUUGGAUAAUUCUAUGGACAGGAAUGCAUUUCCUUAUGAGGCAUCAUUAAACAGUGACAUUAACUGUGCUGAUGAUAGCUCAAAUGCAGUUGGUCUGAUGGAUCCUAACUUGAGUGUUCAGGAAUGUAAUGUGUCUUACGGCAUUGCAAGUGACUCAUUUUGGAAUGAUUUGAAACGUGACAACAGAUUUUUACAAACACCAGGCAGAGCUAAAGCACACGAGUUUCAUCAGGAAAUGCCUAUGCAAACAGAUGAAGAAAUGUUCAGUGAAGAAAAUGAGCCAAAGAGUAAAUCGCCAGUUACAGAGUUAGAUGGUGAGUGUGAGAGGUCUUCACUAGUACCUAUGACUCCUCACACUCACCAACAAGUCUCAAAGUUAAAGUUAAAUUUAAAGAAACAGUUAGAACUGUUAUAUGAUUAAUUGCCACAAAGGUGGCUGGAUCAAUUGCAUACUAGUUUUCUAUAUUUUUUUUUAUCUUUAAAUUGUGUGUUGGAUAUAUUUUUUAACCCAUAUUCAGUUAUUGAUAAUAUACCAGAGGUCAAAAAUUUUAAUGAUCUAAGUAUUGUAAAGGAAAUGCAAGUAAUAAAGCCUAAAAAUACCCAGGAAUCCUGAAGUUACUAGUUCAGUAUGUAUAUACCAAAUAUAUAGACAUGUUGAAAUAUGAAUCUCGUCCUUGGUGAAAAAGUUUAUUAAUGUUUAUUAUAGUCAUCCUUGGAAAGGUUGGAGGGAGAGAAUAAAGGUUUAUAUGCAAGAGGCUUAGACAUCCAGGUAGCGUGUUAGAUAGGAGUGAAUGAAGGCAGGUGGUUUUUAUGACUUGUGCUGUUGGAGUGUGAGCAAGGUAACACAUGAAGGGAUUCAGUGAAAUUGGUUAGGCAGACGUGAGUCCUGGAAGUUGAAAGUAGUGCCUGCACUCUGAAGGAGGGUUAGUGAUAUUUGCAGUUUUGAAAUGUAGUAUCACCCCUCUGGCAACACAGUGAUGGAGUGAAUGAUGGUGAAAGUGUUUUUUUUUUUUAUAUGGGCCACCUUACCUUGGUGGGAGAUGGCCAGUUUGUUGGUUUUUUUUUUUUUUUUUUUUUUUUUUUUUUUUUUU